GAAACCAUCAUGAAACUGGAGCCAUGGUUUACAGCAGGUCACGAAUGCUGGAAAAAGUACAGAGUCCAGGAGAGCAUGGCUUGGGCCUUUCUGAAUUCUGUUUUUUUCCCCCUUUUUUUCUUAACUUUCACUAAGGAGAUGAGGGUUACGGUAGUCUGAGGCUUCCUUCCCCAGGUCACAAAAUAUGACAGGCUGCAACCUUCCCCACGUUCAAUGAUUUCUGCAGUAAGCCAAAGGACUGCCAAUAAUUUCGCUAAGAAUGUCUGCUAGUUCGAUUACUGGGGAUUUUCAAGACUUUCUUAAGCAUGGACUUCCAGCUAUUGGUGCUGGGCUUCCGGACCGACACCGACGCCCCAUUCCCGCCCGCAGCCGCCUUGUCAUGCUGCCCAAAGUGGAGACGGAAGCCUCAGGACUGGUCCGAUCGCAUGGGGAACAGGGGCAGAUGCCGGAAAACAUGCAAGUGUCUCAAUUUAAAAUGGUGAAUUACUCCUAUGAUGAAGAUCUGGAAGAGCUGUGUCCUGUGUGUGGCGAUAAAGUAUCUGGGUAUCAUUACGGUCUCCUCACCUGUGAAAGCUGCAAGGGUUUCUUUAAGCGAACAGUCCAAAACCAGAAAAGGUACACGUGCAUAGAGAACCAGAACUGCCAAAUUGACAAGACACAGAGAAAACGAUGUCCUUACUGUCGGUUCAAAAAAUGUAUCGACGUUGGAAUGAAGCUGGAGGCCGUGAGAGCUGACCGCAUGCGAGGAGGCAGAAAUAAGUUCGGGCCAAUGUACAAGAGAGACAGGGCCUUGAAACAGCAGAAGAAAGCCCUCAUUCGAGCCAAUGGACUUAAGCUGGAAGCCAUGUCUCAGGUGAUCCAAGCGAUGCCCUCAGACCUGACCUCUGCAAUUCAGAACAUUCAUUCUGCCUCCAAAGGCCUACCUCUGAGCCAUGUAGCCUUGCCUCCGACAGACUAUGACAGAAGUCCCUUUGUCACUUCUCCCAUUAGCAUGACAAUGCCACCUCAUGGCAGUCUGCAUGGUUACCAACCAUAUGGUCACUUUCCUAAUCGGGCCAUCAAGUCUGAGUACCCAGACCCCUACUCCAGCUCGCCAGAGUCAAUGAUGGGCUACUCCUACAUGGAUGGUUACCAGACAAGCUCCCCGGCAAGCAUCCCUCAUCUGAUAUUGGAACUUUUGAAGUGUGAACCCGAUGAGCCUCAAGUUCAAGCGAAAAUCAUGGCUUACCUACAGCAAGAGCAGAAUAACCGGAACAGGCAGGAAAAGCUGAGCGCGUUUGGGCUCUUGUGCAAAAUGGCGGACCAGACCCUGUUCUCCAUUGUUGAGUGGGCCAGGAGUAGUAUCUUCUUCAGGGAACUGAAGGUUGAUGACCAAAUGAAGCUGCUUCAGAACUGCUGGAGUGAGCUCUUGAUCCUGGAUCACAUUUACCGGCAAGUAGCACAUGGGAAGGAAGGGACAAUCUUCCUGGUUACCGGAGAACACGUGGACUACUCCAGCAUCAUCUCAAACACAGAAGUCGCAUUCAACAACCUCCUGAGCCUCGCCCAGGAGCUCGUGGUGAGACUCCGUUCCCUUCAGUUUGAUCAGCGGGAGUUUGUGUGUCUGAAGUUCCUGGUGCUGUUCAGCUCAGAUGUCAAGAAUCUUGAGAACUUCCAGCUGGUGGAAGGCGUCCAAGAGCAGGUCAAUGCUGCCCUGCUGGACUACACACUUUGCAACUACCCACAACAAACUGAGAAAUUUGGACAACUGCUUCUUCGACUACCAGAAAUCCGGGCAAUCAGCAAACAGGCAGAAGACUACCUGUACUACAAGCACGUGAAUGGGGAUGUGCCCUACAAUAACCUUCUCAUUGAAAUGCUGCACGCCAAAAGAGCCUAAGUUCCCACCCCUAGACCCUUGCUCUAGGGACAGAGACUGGAGGGAGAAGAAGAGGAGGAGGAGGAAGGAAGACAAACAAUGCUCUGAACUGCUCCAAGCAAUGCUAAUUACAAACUUGGUUUAAAGACACUGAAUUUUGAAAGCAUAAUAAUGAAUAGCAAAUAAAUGAUAUAUCAGGGUAUUUGUACUGUAAACUGUGAAUCAAAGGCUGCAUAUCCCCAAAGGAUUCAUAAUGGGAUGGAUUGAACUUACAGGUGGAGACCAAUACCACAGCAGAAUGAAAAUGGACGAAACAAUCCUUGUAUAUUUAAACUAAUCUUCUAUUAAGAAAUUCAGCAAUUGAUCUGUGUUAUUAAUUGGACUUGUCCAGAAUUACUCCAUGGUGAAGCUGAACAACUCAAGAAUACAUGGGCUGAGCCCCGGCAGCCCCUCCAUCCCCCCAGAAGGCCCUAUGCCUUCUGACCUGUGAGCCCUGAAGCUAUGUUAAGGACUUGUAUUCAGCCACACCCAGUAGUAGCUCCACUAAACCAUGAUUUCUGAAUGUCUGUGUCUUAGACCUGCCAACAGCUAAUAAGAACAAUAUAUAAAUAUGUCAGCUUGCCGUUUUAAAUAUGUUCUGAAGUUUGUUUUGUCGUGUGUUUGUAAUUAAAAAAAAAAAAACAGGCAGUAUCCCUCUUCUAUAUAAACAUUACUUAAUAUUAAGGGAAAUCAAACAAAUCUAAGCCAAUACUCCCAACAAGCAAGUUAGAUCUUGUUUCUGCUGUUGUUGUUGAAAUGUGGCUUUGGCAUGGUUUCAUAAAAAUUUUUGGCCAAGAGGCUUAUGUUAGUAUACAUCCAUCUGUUUAGUCAUCAAGGUUUGUAGUUCACUCAAAAAUAAACCACUAGACAUCUUUUGCUGGAUGUCAAAUAGUCACAGUCUAAGUAGCUGGAAAGUCAAAGCAGUUUGAGCAUUGCCAAAUGAAAGAAUGGUUGGGCUGCAAAGAUGAUUGACUCAAGCAAGGUUCAUCCCAGUUGUAACUUGAGCAUCCCCUAAACUGGGGAUGCAAAAGCGUAUGGCCUGGGAAGACAGGAAAGCCAGUCCUCCUACAAAGGGGAAGUGGAAGAUACUGGCCUCUCAUAGUCAUAGACCAAAGUCUGCUAUAGAACAAAAUACUGGAGGGCAGAGAUAGCAAACAAAGUCUCCAAACAGUGCUGUCAGUAUUAGCAUGCGAUGCCACAGGCAUGGAAACCUUGCCUUACUUCCUGGUCCUGAAAGGGAACUGUGCAGAUGUGGAUCAACGUUUUGUUGAAAAUAAAGUAUUAAUACUUUAAAGUCAAAAUAUAGUGUUUACAUUCUUUAGGUCCUGGGAGGAGCUGGGGGGAGGGACUCUUGAUAAUACAAGAUAGUAGAAGCAGUCGUUUCUUUAAUUAUUUUUAACAGUUUAAUUAUUGUAUGUCGUGAGACACUAAAAUCAAGAAUGGGACUCUCAUUUCCUCUAUAAUUUGUUAAGAUUACCAGCAGCACAAUCACUUGUAGAAACUGUAUUAAAAAAAAAAAUCUCCCAGUCCCUUUGUUUCUGGCUUUGGAAUAGUUUUAUUUAUAUUGUAUAUCAUAAUAGUUUCAACUAUAGACAAUUACAAUGUUAAUUUAUUGUUCCUUGGGUUCCCCUUUGUAUAAGAUAGAGCCAAGACUAAAGAAACCAAAUAUAUGUGUUUACUAUAGCAUGUCUUCAAGUUAGUGAAACAUAGUUCAGGGGUAUAGAAGGGUCUUAAUGAUUAAAACCAUCCAUUUGAUCACAUGUCCUGAAAUUCCCAUAAUCUUUCUGUAUCUUAUUUAAUAUCCAUUGUAAAUCAUGUGACUUAAUAGCUUUUUCUUGUUUUUAAGACAUUUUAACAAUAAAAAGAGUCUUGCCUGGUUUUCCUUUCCAAACAUUGUAAGUUGUAUACCAAAGAUAUUAGUUUAUUACUUCAGUGUGUUUUUUAAAAAAAGAUUAUUUUAUUACAUUUAUGAAUCGCCUGUAAUAUCCACCCACGGGAGGGACUCACACUAGCUGUGUUGGGAUUGACUCUCAGUGUUAUCCUCGUUACUCUAAGGAGGAGGAAAGUCAUUAAUGAAAGCUCAGAUCCAAAGCAUUAAACCAGACAGAGAUAUGGCUGUUCCUCCCACUGAAAAACCCAAGUUGGUUAAAGGCACACGGAGAAGGUGCAGAUGCCAGUGGCUAAUGGGAGAGCUCUAUCUUGGGUGUCAAUGUGACUAGAAGGAUGGCUGUUUGGAGGGUUUUGACAUUGAAGACAAAAAAUCCAUGUUUCCCUAUUUUACAUAUCUAGUGCUCCCCUACCCAACAUUAAACCUAAAAGUUGUCAAAUACUGGUUUGUCGUUCACCGAGUAGCUUUCACCCUGAGAAUGGUUAGAGAAACAGGCAACAGUCACAUCCAUACCAAGGACAGAAGCAGCUUGAGCAGGAGUGUAGGUGGUGCCCUGCAGUUAUCGGAUGUCAGUUGGUAGCCCAGUUUGUAACUUAGCCAACUGCUUUAUUGAUUUCUAGGGUUCCUAAUAAAGGCAGACUCAAGAGGGAAAGGUCUUCAACUGAGCUGGGUUUCCCGUAGUUGGUCUCUGUGAAGAGACAGUCUGUGAUGUCUUGAGUCUUUGGAUGGUGGCUCUUCCGCAGCUGCCUUGGACUUGAAUCCAUGCAGUCUUCAGAGUGUAGAGUUGGUACCUUGUUGACGUCUUCUUACUGUAUCAGUGAAAUAUACACAUUGUCAUGUCGGUUCUUGCCAUGAAUUUCUCAAUGAAAGUGGAUUUUUUUCCAGUAUUUCAAUAAAUAUUGAUAUGUCCACCUGGUAA
Rattus norvegicus (Norway rat) is the source of this 4704-nucleotide messenger RNA. RefSeq names its product nuclear receptor subfamily 5, group A, member 2 (gene Nr5a2). Gene Ontology annotation, cellular component: transcription repressor complex; chromosome; cytoplasm. Gene Ontology annotation, biological process: calcineurin-mediated signaling; positive regulation of viral genome replication; regulation of DNA-templated transcription. Gene Ontology annotation, molecular function: sequence-specific double-stranded DNA binding; zinc ion binding; DNA-binding transcription factor activity. The record is from RefSeq and is a predicted model, not a curated record. Lineage: Eukaryota; Metazoa; Chordata; Mammalia; Rodentia; Muridae.